Molecule: messenger RNA, 3664 nt
Organism: Osmerus eperlanus (European smelt)
Lineage: Eukaryota; Metazoa; Chordata; Actinopteri; Osmeriformes; Osmeridae
Gene: susd6
Product: sushi domain containing 6
Exons: 7
Coding region: 317-1417 (366 amino acids)
Biological process (GO): DNA damage response
Source: RefSeq, a predicted model, not a curated record
AGGAGACAAGUCAAGGUCGGAAUUACAACAAUCGAGACUGAUCCAUAGUUUCCAUGGAGACCGUCCGAAAGCGAGGCAGCUGGUAGAAUUCACUCAGUGUUUCCGCUUACCUCAAAUAAAGAACUGGCAAGCUGGGGAAGAGAACAACAGCGCUGACAGACGUCGAACCGCUACAAAAUUAUCACAAACUGUAUAUCGUCUGAAUUUCUAAACAUUCGCGUUAAUGUUCCGAAAGUGAGCAACAAGGGGAGGGCUUGCUGGCUGCCUUUACAUUGGUUAAUCUGUAGAGGACUCGAGCUGGUCGCGGGAGGAAAAGAUGAGCGAUGGAAUGGUAGCUUGCGAGACGAGAGCCCUCUCUUUAGCAUCCUCCUCUUCGUCAGCCCUCAGACUGGCUGCCUCCACCCUCCUCCUCCUCCUCAUCACCCUGGUGCCACAUGUCCAUGCGUCAGGCUGUUCUCGGCCGGCCGGGGUGCAGCAUGGGGACCUGAUGAACCUGACGGAGGCUAACCGGGGCUCCUUCCCCGCGGGCACGCUGCUGACGUACGGCUGUGAGCCGGGCUACGCCCCCGACGGCCCCACCUCCAUCACCUGCACCAGCUCCGGGGCCUGGUCCCAACUGCCGCCCCGCUGCAUCCGCACCAACGUGUGCAUGCCCCCCACCGAGCCGGAGAACGGAGGCUACCGCUGCCACCCGUCGCCAUGCCACCAGCUCUCCCAGAAGACGGUCAUCGAGUACUUCUGUGACGAGGGCUACGCCCUGAAGGGAGACUACAAGUUCCUCACCUGCCAGAACGGGGACUGGGACGCCCCCAUGCAGAUCAGCUGUCGCCUCAGCCAAGACAAGGAGCCUCGGUCUCCGCUGGCCAUGCCUGCUCUCUCCAUCGUGGCGUCCACCGCCAGCUCCGUAGCCCUCAUCCUGCUGCUGGUGGUCCUGUUUGUUCUGCUGCAGCCCAAACUCAAGUCCUUCCACCACAGCAGGAGGGAGCAAGGUGUGUCGGGCCAGCCAGCCUCCAUGGUGGUGGAGGGGGUCCAGGUGGCUCUCCCCUCCUACGAGGAGGCCGUGUACGGCAGUGGCGGGGGGGCGUCCCUGCCCCCUCCCCAGGAGUCCCGGGUCCAGAUCGUCCUCUCCGAGGGGCCCCAGGGUGCCGAGGGUGGGGAGGGCCCCAGCAGAGCUCCCCUCAAAGACACGGAAAUCUGCCUUCCCUCCACCUCCUCCUGUCACGCAGAGACGGUUCUGGUCCACCAGGCCCCCCCCUCCUCCUCCUCCUCCUCCUGGAUGGCAGACCACCCUGGGGGGGCGUGUGCCACGCCCCUGCCCCUCCGCAGGGACUCGGAGAGCAGCGACCAGCACAGCCUGCUCUCCGUCACCUCUGUGGACGACUUUUCUGACGAUAUUCCCCUGUUGAAAGAAGCCUGAAGCCCCUUCCAGCGUCUCCCUCCUCUCUGCUGAUAGUGACUGUGGCUCCUCCCCCUCCUCUCUGCUGAUAGUGUGACUGUGGCUCCUCCCCCCUCCUCUCCCCUGUGAACUACGACCCCCAGCAGCCACACUCCGUAUCAACAAGGAAGCCGGCUGUCCCCGGCCUCCAGCCCCCUCAGCUGGGACCUCUGAACGCAGCAAAGCAACUAUGUCACCCCCACCCCCCCUUCGCCCGAGUCCUCCACAUCUACUGCCCACGUCCAGGCCCCCCCUCCUCCCCCCCGGCCUCUCUCUCUGCCCCCUGUAGCCUGUAAUGCUGGCUCGUCCUCCACAUCUACUGCCCACGUCCAGGCCCCCCCUCCUCCCCCCCGGCCUCUCUCUCUGCCCCCUGUAGCCUGUAAUGCUGGCUCGUCCUCCCACAGGUCAGCAGGGCUGCUGCCCGCUUGACAACAGCUACAGGACUGGCCUCUUGACAGACUGCCAUUAAAGUGGUUAUGUAUAUGAGCAUCAAAGUCUAUAUGUAUAUGAGCAUACAUAACUCGAGUCAAGUUUGUUUGGGGUUUUUUGUACUGUAGGCUAUGUAUCACUGUACGUCGUACACACUUCAUGUGCAUCUCUGAACAAAGGCACUCACUAAGGCUUAUCUCCAAAUCACAACUAGCAAGACAAGAAUGACGAUGCAUUAUCCGAUUGAUGAUUGAUGAUUAAUGAUGAUGAUUGAUAAUGAUGAUUAAUGAUGGUGAUGGUGAUGAUACCGAUGGUGAAUCUUGCUCCUCAAGUGUUGAGGUAGAGCAGAAGGAGUGUUGAGGUGUGAGUGUUCCCCAGGGUCUGUGUGCUAGUCCUGUAUACUGCAUGUUCACUAAGCACUGGCUCAUACAGGCCUCUCCUAACCCAGCAUGAUCCCCUCUCCCUGCUGCAUGUGGGCAGACCAGGGUGGAGCGGGCACGCCUGCAGCCCCCCGCGGCUGCGCCAGCCCAGCACACGCCCCCGUAUCACCGCGGGGAUACAAGAAGCGCUUGUAUUUCUGUCACAAGACAUACUCGUUGUGAGAGGAUGCUCGCUGGGGGUGUGGCUGGACUGCUGGACUGUGUUGUAUAUCUGGCCUUCUCCCUGGACAUGCUGUCUGGCAGCAGGAACACAACUCGACUUUUCGACCAAAGAGGGCUGCGUCGCCUUCAGGUGUUUCCGUAUCAGGGAAGGGUCUUUUUUUUUCCACACACAGCAACAUGUUGUUUGGCACAGUCACCAACUUCAAUGCCGCUUUCCCCCCCCCCCUCCCCCCUCACACACACAAAGCUAAAAAAAAGAUUUUCAGCUACAAAUCUGUACCAUCAUUAUCAUUGACACUACUGCAACUGGUUGUAGUAAGCGAAUAUUGUUAACCCACCCUCCCUCCCUCCUCUCCCUUUUAUUAUAACGUUGAACAAGGACAGUUUUAUUUGAUGUCACAUCUGCUUACGGAACCUCUCUUCAUGCAUCAGAAAAUGAGGAUGGCGUUAUGGAUGUAGCAAACCCUGUGCUUGUUUAUAUUAGUUUGGCGCUUGUCACUGUGGCAAACAAAUGACGUUGAGGGUGCGUUCGUCAUAACUUUGAGUAGGCAACGUUUCUCUGGCUGUUUCCCCAUUUCGUUUGACUGUUAAUUAUUUGUGCAUCGUCAACGGCUACGUGAACGCAAACGGAGAAUGUUGCCUUACACCUGUUCGUCUAAAUAUUUUUAUUUCGUUUGUAAUCAUAAAUCCCUCUGUCUAUAUUGCUUUACGAUAUUGACUCGCGUUUUACUCUGUUCCCAAUGGCCUUACUUUAUAUUUUUUUUCUAUGCAUAAACUGUCUUAUGUUUUAUUUUUUUAUUUUUGGACACGAAGAUUGUCCAUCUCUUUUUUCCCUCCCCCAGAGGUUUCUCUUGCGACUGUGAUAUGGCAACGCCUAAAAACACCACCAAUUUCACAUUUUCUUACCUUGUUUUGCUGCAGUGGUUGCAUUUGAGGGAUGCAGAGUGGGAAAAAAAGCUUUUGAACUAAUUUUGCGUCCUAAGCACCGUUGUACGGUGCUGCUUCCCUGAAAAUAACAAAAAAUGAAAAAAAGUCCAUGUCUUGAUUCUGCAUUUCAAUGCUUUCAGUUUAUGGUUUUCUCUGUACAUUGCAAUGGGUGUGAAGAUAGUAUUUUAAUAUUUGUAUAAAGUUUAAUUUAAUUCUACAGUGUGUAUAUAACUAUUUCUAAUUAAAGCUUUCUUUUGAAGUGUGAACAACA